This is a messenger RNA of Brassica napus (rape), 2704 nucleotides long. RefSeq names its product probable aminotransferase TAT4. Gene Ontology annotation, biological process: amino acid metabolic process; biosynthetic process. Gene Ontology annotation, molecular function: pyridoxal phosphate binding; transaminase activity. The record is from RefSeq and is a predicted model, not a curated record. Lineage: Eukaryota; Viridiplantae; Streptophyta; Magnoliopsida; Brassicales; Brassicaceae. The transcript has 7 exons. Bases 454 to 1728 code for a protein of 424 amino acids.
UAAGACAUAUUUAUAAAAUUGGCAAAUCAAAUUACUAUUUUGUAUAAAUAUUUUUUCUAAGAACAGUAAAUAAGUUUAUAUGUUAGUCAACAGAAACACAUAUAACCUUUUUUAUACGAGUAUGGUUUUCCUGGAAGACCGAAAUGUACCUCUUCUACGUAUUCGUUCCUCAAAUAUUUUAUAACAACAACUUUAUCAUGCGUUUACAAAAAUAUAAUUGUAGCCACCUUAAUCGACGGAAACCCACGUUCUAACGCGUAGAGGCUAUACUAAUUGUUUUUCUCCCACUAUAUUCAUUUGAAUAAUUAGCACGUUAUCCAGCUAUAGAAAAAUGCGAUAUAUGUGGAAACUUUUACUAUAUAACCUCACUCGUAGCGAUGCGAGUAAUCACCAAAAACAACAAUCUCAGCUAGAGAGACAAAAACAGUAAAUUCAAAGCUAGUCUCAAUAAAUAUGGCAAACGACAGCAACGUUGACUGGCAGUUCAGUGGUAGCGAGGCGGCCAAAGAAGCCUCAGCUGCCGCGCUAAGCGCUUACUCCUCUAAGCUCUUUGCUCUUUGCGAUCCUAAUGGAAAGCCCAUUUUGCCUCCUCGAGUUGAAACCGCUGAGACCAGCCAUACCGCUGAAAAGGCUGUUGUUCAUUCCGUCCUCUGCGGAUUAGGAAACGCCUACGCACCCAGUAUAGGCCUUCCAGCGGCCAAAAGUGCCGUAGCGGAGUACCUAAACCGAGAUCUUCCGAACAAACUGACAGCUAAUGACGUGUUUAUGACCGUUGGAUGCAAACAAGCCAUCGAGCUUGCGGUUGAUAUCCUGGCCAAACCAAAUGCCAACGUCUUGCUUCCCAAGCCAGGCUUCCCAUGGGACAUGGUCCGUACCAUCUACAAGAAACUUGAGGUCCGCAAAUACGACUUCGUCCCUGAAAAGGACUAUGAGAUUGACCUUGAUAGCGUCCGAGCGCAAGUGGAUGAGAACACGUUUGCGAUAUUUAUAAUCAACCCGCACAAUCCCAUUGGGAACAUCUACACUGAAGCUCAUCUCAAGGAGAUCGCUGAGUUGGCUCGGGAACUGAAGAUAAUGGUGGUUUCUGACGAAGUGUUUCGAUGGACUGUGUUUGGGAGUAAUCCCUUUGUCCCCAUGGCGAAAUUUUCGUCGAUUGUACCGGUGGUUACCCUCGGGUCCAUUUCCAAGGGAUGGACUGUCCCCGGAUGGCGUACUGGCUGGCUAGCGCUGCACGACCUAGAUGGUGUCUUUAGAACCACCAAGAUCUUCGAUGCUGCAAAACAAUUUCUUGAGAUAAAUUCUAAACCACCAACGGUGAUCCAGGCGGCUAUUCCCACCAUCUUGGACAAAACUCCUGAAGAUUUCUUCGUUAGGAGGCAGAAAUAUCUGAAAGAUAAAGCCGAUUAUGCAUAUUCUGUGGUCAAGGGCAUACCUUGCCUCACCUGCUACCAGAAAACUGAAGCAUGCACCUUCUUAUGGACCGAGCUGAACAUAUCAUGCUUCGUGGACAUUAAAGAUGCUGAAGACUUCUGUGAAAAGCUUGCUACUGAGGAAAACCUCGUCCUUUUACCAGGGGUUGCUUUUGGUGUGACCAACUGGGCGAGGCAUUCUAUCGACAUGGAUAGUGCAACUCUGCAGGAUGCAUUUGGAAGAUUGAAGAGCUUUUGUAAACGCCACUCCAUCACUAUUGGUGAAGCUUCACCCGAAGACGUCAACGGGGUCAACUAAAGGGUCAAUAUGCAACCUUUUUUCUAAUUUCUUUAAUAAUAAACGAGUGUUCUAUUGAUUGGAGAUAAGUCAUCAACACUUUCGUAUUUGUAACAAAUAAUUUGGUGCACUAAUCACCAAUCGUGUAAUCUUUUCUCAUUGUUUGCAAUAUUUGAUGUAUUUUACAUUAAAAAUAAAGUUAAUAAAUUUCAAUGUCUUUUAAUUUCUAAAUUAUUUGGACUCUGGUGUAAAAUUUAUAUUAUACUAGUACAUUGAUAUUAUUCUCUUAGUUAUUUCAAAGCACAUAGGUGAUAGGUAGUGUCAUAUAUAUAGCUCAAAAGCAUGUUGAAUCAGAUCGGACUGAAUAAUUAUUGUCAAUAGCACUUCCUACCCUGAACCAACCGGCCGGCGUAGAUAGAUUCAAGUAAGAUUCUAAGAACUUUUAGCUUAAGGUUGGAUAUCUAAUGUAUGCAUGUGAUCAGAGCCGGCCUUGGACCAAGCCCAGUGGCUUCCGACCGCUUCAUGACACAUAUUUUCAAAAGUUUCUCUAGGUCUAGUGGUAAAAUCUCAGGUUUACAAACUCUUCUGCCCCAGCCAGUGUUUGAUUCCCCAGUAAAGUGGCUAAUUUUUUUAAUUUUCUUUUGGUCUUAAAUUUUGUAGGACCGGCACUGCAUGUGAUACAAUAAUUUGUACUUUUUUUUCUUAUUUUCAAGUUUAUGCGUUUCCUUUAAAUUAGAUCACAAUUCAAUAAAUUUUUGAUUGCCAAACUUUUAUUCAGUUUACCUAUGUUUUUGCUGGAUGUUGUGUACUGAAAAAGAAUACUAGAGAAAUUACGGAAUGACCUGCUCUGAUAUGCAUUUGAUAAGUCGUUUACAAAUUUAAAAGCUACUACAUUGAACCAUUUACACUUUUAUUUUAAAAACUUAUUAGAUGAACGGGAUGAGGAAGCACAAAUAGUGAAAAGAAAAGAGAUGAACAAACUGGAAAAUGAAGAGUC